Molecule: messenger RNA, 1156 nt
Organism: Cotesia glomerata
Lineage: Eukaryota; Metazoa; Arthropoda; Insecta; Hymenoptera; Braconidae
Product: retinol-binding protein pinta-like
Exons: 5
Coding region: 236-1102 (288 amino acids)
Cellular component (GO): membrane
Molecular function (GO): phosphatidylinositol bisphosphate binding
Source: RefSeq, a predicted model, not a curated record
GUUUUAUUAACGCACCAACGAACACUUAUCAAAUUUCCUUACGCCCACAAGUUUUAGUUUUCUAUAUAUACUCCAUCAUUAUUACAGUGUUAUUAAAAUCGAGCGUGACUAUUAUUUUUAAAUAUUAAAGUGUUAUUAAGAAGUAAAAUUAAAAAAAAUAGUGGAAAAUAAUUUAAGUGAAGGUAUUUAAAUAAUUGCCUAUCACAACAAAGUCAUUUGAACACAAAGAGUUCAAAUGUUGAGUUCAUCACAAAGCAAUGUACAAAGUCCGCAAAGUGAAAAGAGCUUUGCUUCUAUUGACCUGUCAAAUGAAGAUGACGAGACAGUUGCUAAGAAGAUUGAUGAAAUUAGACAGUGGGUUCGUUCUAAUAAUAAGCUGUACGCUCGUACAGAUGAAUUCACUUUAUUACAAUUUCUAAGGUGCUGUAAUUAUGAUGUAACGAAGACGCAAGAAAAAAUUUAUAAUUACUACGCUCAGAGAUCCAAGUAUCCCGAAUGGUUUGAUAAUAGAGAUCCAUUUUUACCAGAGCUUGAAGAGUUGCUAGAUUUAGGUGUAUUUAUACCUUUGAAACAGCAAAACGAUGGAGAAAAAAUGAUAAUAAUUAUACGUGUCAGUAUUCAUGACCCUUACAAGCAUAAAAUAGCAAAUGUUAUCAAGACAGGUAAAAUGAUAUUAGACGUCGCUAUAAAAGAUAAUAUGACAGUUUCAACGAUCGGAGUGAUUGUAAUCUUCGAUAUGAGCAAUGUCACUUUAGGCCACGGUCUUCAAAUGACACCGAGAGUGAUACAACGACUCGUACACUCUUGGCAAGGAUGCUAUCCAGUUAAAAUAAAUUCCCUCAAUUUCAUUAACGCGCCCAUUUACGUUAAUGGAAUUUUAAACAUAUUUAAAAGCUUUAUGAGUCAUAAAAUGCGUACAAAAGUCAAUGUCUACUCUAAGACCAGUGAAGAUUUUUUUUCAAGUAUUCCUAAGCAGCAACUGCCUGCCGAGUACGGUGGCCUUGCUGAAAAUUUACAAAGUUAUAUAAAGUACUGGAAAUAUACUGUGCAACAAAGUAAGGAAUGGUUUACGGAAGAAGAAAAUUAUCGAGUUGUUUUAUAAGUUUUAAAAUAUGUAAAUUUUUAUUUGUUUAGUAAAUAAAUGUAUAUCAAAAUA